Messenger RNA from Cynoglossus semilaevis (tongue sole), 1596 nucleotides. It is a transcript of the gene phb2b, whose product is annotated as prohibitin 2b. Gene Ontology annotation, cellular component: mitochondrion; membrane. Bases 129 to 1049 code for a protein of 306 amino acids. The record is from RefSeq and is a predicted model, not a curated record. Lineage: Eukaryota; Metazoa; Chordata; Actinopteri; Pleuronectiformes; Cynoglossidae. Gene Ontology annotation, biological process: mitochondrion organization. The transcript is spliced from 10 exons.
CCCAUCAUUCUGCCGUCUAAACUAUUGAAAACCGGAUGUCGGAAAUACUCUAUUUCCCAGCAGACAUUGUGACCCAUGUGAAGAGGCAGUGUUAUCUCGACCUUGGAGAUUGACGUGCAGCAGGCAGCAUGGCGAACAGAGAACCUAAUAGGUUGUUGCAGAUCCUGAGGGACUUGUCAGGACGGAUGUCCUCUGGAGGAGGCAGAGGAGCAGGAUUAGGAAUGAAGCUGCUGCUUGGAGCAGGUGCUUUAGCCUAUGGUGUCAAAGAAGCUACAUACACAGUGGAGGGUGGUCACCGAGCCAUCAUCUUCAACAGGGUUGGAGGAAUGCAGAUGGACACUGUUCUGUCUGAGGGCCUGCACUUCAGGAUCCCAUGGUUCCAGUAUCCUAUCAUCUAUGACAUCAGAGCUAAACCCAGGAAGAUCUCUUCUCUGACUGGCAGCAAAGAUCUGCAGAUGGUGAACAUUGCUGUUCGAGUCCUGUCCAGGCCCAUGGCAUCAAACCUGCCCACCAUGUACCAGAGACUGGGUCAGGACUACGAUGAGAGAGUCCUGCCCUCCAUCGUCAACGAGGUGCUGAAGUCUGUGGUGGCAAAGUUCAACGCAUCACAGCUCAUCACACAGAGAGCACAGGUGUCUCUGCUGGUGCGGAGGGAGUUGUAUGAAAGAGCCAAAGACUUCAACAUCAUCCUUGACGACGUGUCCAUCACUGAGCUGAGCUUCAGCAGUCAGUAUACUGCUGCUGUGGAGGCCAAACAAGUUGCCCAGCAGGAGGCGCAGAGAGCCCAGUUUUACGUAGAGAAAGCCUUACAGGACCAGAGACAGAAGAUCAUUCAGGCUGAAGGAGAAGCUGAAGCUGCCAAGAUGUUGGGUCAGGCUUUGACCAAGAACCCUGGUUAUCUGAAGCUGAGGAAAAUCAGAGCAGCGCAGAACAUUGCCAAGACGGUGGCAACAUCCCAGAACAGGGUGUAUCUUAAUGCUGACAAUUUAGUACUGAACCUCCAGGAGCAGACAACUUUUGACAAUUUGUCUAUGCUCAACAGGAAGUGAUGAAGAGGAGGAACACAACAUUCUCUGGGGAAACCCUUCGCCUGAAUCGUCUGCUUUUUUUUUUGAGAAAAAGAAAAUCAACACACAUACAAAUGGACAUGAAUAUGACAGCAAGGAAGAUGAAAUUCAAUUUUGUUUUGUUCUAUGAAUGUUGUUUCAAAUGCAGGUAGAGAUUUGGAGUGACCUGUACCGUUCUAUAAGGUCGGUCAUUUAAUAAAAAAUACAGAUAUUUCAUUUGGCUUCAAAUAUUGACAUUCGUGUUUCUCUUAAGAAAAUAGCGAUGGAAGAAAAAAAUCUGUAUAAAUUUGAAUUAAUGCAACAAAACUAAAGACCCAGGUAGACCAGUGCCCAAGUGUUCUGUGUUUACAGACUGUCCUACCCACUGCUUUGUUGAUCUAGGUUUUCUAAUGUAUUUACAUCAAUAAUUUGUUCCACCUCUUGCUGUGGGACUGGAGUCCAGGUCUGGACUUAGUAUGGACCACAAAACCUGACUAGGUAACAGAGUUAGCACUAAAUAAUCCGUCAAUAAAUAUUUCUUUUCAAUGUU